Molecule: messenger RNA, 4025 nt
Organism: Chara braunii
Lineage: Eukaryota; Viridiplantae; Streptophyta; Charophyceae; Charales; Characeae
Source: the annotation of a GenBank genome assembly
UGACGGUAAGUACGCACUGCAGUGUACGAAGUACGCUGACGGUAGGUGCGAGCUGCAGUGUACUAACGUGUGUACUACUACUAAGUACACUGACGGUUAAGUACGAACUGCAGUGUACUAAGUACACUGACGGUAAGUACGCACUGCAGUGUACUAAGUACACACUGACGAGAAGCACGAACUGCAGUGUACUAAGUACGCUGACGAUAAGUACGCACUGCAGCGUACUAAGUAUACUGACAGUAAGUACGCACUUCUUUGUACACUGAAGGCAAGUACGAACCGCAGUGUACUAAGUACACUGACGGCGAGUACGAACUGCUUAGUACUUCGUAUUACCAUAGGACUACUGAGUACAGUGAAGGUAAGUACUAUAGAAGUACAUAGCAAGUACUAAAGGUACUCUUUAAGUAUAUCCCACGGUAAGUCCGAACUGUGUACUAAGUACCGCGUAACCGGAUACUAUAGAAGUAGAUAGCAAGUACUAAAUGUGUACUCUUUACUCUUUAACUAUCGGCAGCUUGCAAGCCCAACGUAGCAACUAAUGACAGCUUACGGCACUGAGUAGUUGACGUCAACUCGUCACUGCCACGUCCGUAGCAGUGGGCAACUGAGUACCAAGCACUGAGCACUAAGUGCUUAGCACCGACCACAAGUAGGGAGUACUACCGUCUUCACCCGAAUAGAACGCCUGGUAAUUAUCGCCGCAUCUGGGCUGAAAGUUGUGCCAAAUGCUCAGCAGUCACUGAGCAUACCGAGUGCUUAGCGCUGAGCACAAACUGGCGCGAUCAGAUCUCACAUAGCGCACCCCAGCUCCUCCAAAACGCUCCUCCCUCCUCCUCUUCUUCCUUUUUUCUUCUAUUUGCGUGUUUGAUCCCGUUUAUAUCCGCGUCGAUAAGACAAAUCUAGUCGAACUGCCACCAUCAGAUCUCGCUCAGUGCACCCCUCCUCCUCCUCCGCCUCGCUAGAUACAUUGGGACCUCACUCUUCCUCCUCCCGUCCUUGCGCCUUCCUCUCUCUGCCACCGUCAUCUCGCUUAGCGCACCCCGCCUCCUCCUUUCCCGCCCCCCUCUUCCUCCUCCUCCUCUUUCUUCUCCUCCUUCUCCGCCUCCUCUUUUUCGGACACUUCCUCUUCCUGCUUUGUUCCUCUCCCUGCCACCGUCAUCUUGCUUCUCCUUCCUCUUCCUCUCCCUCCUCCUCCUCCUCCUCCUCCUGUUACUUCUUCUCCUCCGUCUCCGCCUCUUUCUCCUCCUCCUCCUCCGGACCUCUCUCUUCCUCCUUUCUUCCUUGCGUCUUCCUCCGUCUGCCACCGUCAUCUCGCUUAACGCAUUCCUCCUCCUUCCUCUUCCUCCGCCUCCUCCUCCUCCUCCCCCCUCCUCGUCCUCCUACUCCUACUUCUUCUCCUCCGUCUCCGCCUCUUUCUCCUCCUCCUCCUCCGGACUUCUCUCUUCCUUUUCCCUUCCUCCUCUCUUCUUUGCGUCUUCCUCCCUCUGCCACAGUCAUCUCCCUCAGCGCACUCCUCCUCCGCCUCCCUCUUCCUUCUCCUCCUCCUCCUCCUCGUCCCUAGAUUUUCCCCCUCUCUCUCUCCACUUUUUCUGUCAUAUCACCAGCCACUGCUCCUUCCUCGACUCGAUUUGAAGCGCAAAACCAAAUAAAACCACGCACAACAAACCCAAAAAAAAUACACACCAAAAACAAACAAACAAACAAACAAACAAACAAACAAGCAAACAAACAAACAAACAAACAAACAAACAAACAAUGGAAGGCGCAGGCCCAGAACGGAGAUUGCGAAUCUGCGUGCUGCAGUCGUCGUACGACGAGUCCACCUCGCCCUGCAAGACUCUGGAUCCCGACGCUUGUCCCGCUCUCUGGCUGGAACCUUAUCACACCGUCGACACGGUGCAUAUCUUGAAAUCCACGGCUGUGAAACAGAUUCUAGAACUUUCCAAGGAGUCGUACGAUGUGUUCAUUAAUCUUUGCGAUGGCGCUUGGGACGAGGACCGCGCUGGGGUGGAGGUCAUUCAGGCGCUUGAGCGUCUGGAUCUGCCGUACACUGGCGCCGACCUGCAGAGCUACGAACCUACCAAGGAGACGAUGAAGAUGGUGGCUCUGUACAGCGGGGUGUUAACGGCUCCUUUUCGAAUUUGCAGAGACAUGGGGGCUGUGGAGGACGCCGGGAAAGAACUAGCUUUUCCGAUGAUCGUGAAGCACUACAACGGCUACAACAGUGUGGGUAUGACGAAGGCCUCGAAGUGCAUGAACUUGAAGGAGCUUCGGUGCCAGGCUGAGAAGAUGAUCCAAGAGUUUGGAGGGGCCAUGAUUGAAGAAUUUGUUGACGGCAAAGAAUAUACCGUGCUGGUGGCAGAGAACCCUGAUGACCCGGCCAACCCGAUCGCAUUUCGGCCUGUCGAGUGCAUAUUUCCGGAGGGGGAGACCUUCAAACACUUCGACCUUAAAUGGAUUGAUCAUGAGGGGAUUCAAUGGGUUCCUGUGGAAAACGAAGAUAUCGACAGACGGCUCAGGGAGGUGGCACAGAAGGUGUUUGCUGCACUGAAUGCAACCGGCUAUGGACGGCUGGAUGUGCGGGGAGACAAGGAUGACAAUCUGUACUUGCUUGAGAUAAACCCUAACUGUGGUGUUUUCUACCCCCCAGAUGCAAUGGGAAGCGCAGACUUCAUUUUGAGUUUAGACCCAUCGACAGAUCACAGUCAGUUUGCACGGCACAUCAUCAGAUGUGCUCUUGUACGACAGCGAGACAAGGUUUGGAAAAAGAAGAUAUCCCCUCAAUACAACAAGGCCAAGCAUUGGUUUGGGAUGUAUGCAUUGCGAGACAUAGCUGAGGGUGAGAUUGUGGAUGAAAACGAGGGAAAGCCACAUUGUAUUGUGAGUAGAGAGCAUGCGAUGGGUAACUGGAGUGAGGAUGAGAAGGAUUGGUUCCAGCGAUACGCAUAUCCAUUGGGCUAUGACAUCUGGGUAACCUGGAGCAAAGUACCGGAGGAGUGGAAACCUCUGAACCACUCCUGUGAUCCUAACACGUGGCUUGUUGGGCUGAACACCGUAGCCCGGAGGCCAAUAAAGAGAGGGGAAGAAAUCACGAUCGACUACGCAACAUUUUCUGUCAAUUGUGCUGAAUUUGUGUGUUCUUGUGGAGCAGCAUGCUGCCGUGGUGUAAUCACAGGUGCCGAUUACCUAGCUCCUUGGUUGGAGUCCAAAUAUGCAAAUCACAUUUCGUCUUGUGUCCAAAAGCUCCGCCAAAAGGCCGGCGUAUGCCUGGCAUACAGGCAACAGCAACAACAGCAGCAGCAGCAGCAGCAGCAGCAGCACCCAGUGGGAGGCUCUGAUCAUGGCAAGGUGGAGCCAACCUUAAUAUUAAAGCCUGAGGCUAAAAUGCCAGCCCAUAGCCAACCACUGAAGGGAGAGUUUUUUGACAACGUUGACGAUUCACUGCAAGUCAGCAUGUGAAACAACUAGUCCACGAUCGACGACCCUGAACGGGAAUUUUCCACAUCGCCAGUGGCAAGACCCCACUUGCCAGGAUUCUUCGUCUCUUGUCAAUGGCCAGAGCUAGACAUCGAGCUGGAUAUGGAGAACAGCCGUCGGUCGGACCUCGUCCCCGGAAUUCUCUCCCAAAUCCCCCUCUCACCUUGAAACCUUGCAUAUUAGGGCACUACUUGUGGAUGGUGUUGCCCUUAGGGAGAGCCGCACAAAGCCAUAACAACUCAUCAUCCUAUGCUGUGGUGUUUGGUGCAACAAGCCCUGGGACCGUGACAGACCAAGAUGCUGUGGUAUUUGGUGCAGCAGCCCUUGGGAUCCCGAAAUGCCAGCAUGUUCACCAUUGACCAGGAGCUUAAACCACCAGAACAUGCCAGCCAUCGGCCGCGGGCCCCUUUCGGAGGCCGCCCACCGUUGAUAUACUUUAGCGAUGGCGUGUGAACCUCCUAAAUUUUAGGAGAGGGCCGAAAGGCUGAAUUGGACUCUUAACUUGACUGGGGCCAUGUACUGGUGCCCUAAGUGACAGUUCU